CUCGCUGCGCCGGAAAAACGGAUGCAUCGCUCAGCGGCAUGACUUAACGCCCAUUCAGCGCGCGUAACACAUGCUUUAAUCCAAAACAGAAAAACUCACGUUGCGUUGUCUUAAAAAAAGAUCACACUGCAUAAGCACCUGCAAACGCCGUAAACCGACGUGCAUGCAUAUAUACACACUAUUCAAUCGAAGAUGAAGCAAUCACUCCUUUAUUUGCUCCUUCUGUCCUUCCUUUCCGUCGCGAAACAGGACGAUGAUGCAUUCAUCGAACUGGACGAACAAGAAGUGAAAAAUAAAUUCAGCAUCCGUGUCUUGCGAGGGUCUUCUCUGCGGUGCGGCCUAGACCUUCGGGAUGAGGCCGACAUUGAAAUGAGGACCUUCUCCCCGGGGGUGUAUAUAAUGCCUCACAUACUAUCGGACUACCAAUUUGGCUACGCCCAACAGAAAAUUAUAGUCGGCGAACACAACGUCACUCCCUUAAAUGAGGGACUGAGAGGAAUGUGCGUUGGCGAGCUAAGACGAGUUGGCAUCCCCGUUGGUGGCAUCGGCAAGGUGUACUAUGAAAUUACCUUGAAGGACUACACAAAGGGAACCCCCCCAAGAGACGAGCUGUAGAAGACCCGAUCGCGUUUCCUUUGUAAAUGUGCAGUUGGUGUAACACAAAGUAGGAGUAUAUCCACGUUUUCAUGUGUAAUACGUCUGUGCGGGGAGGAAAUCCCCAACUGUGCCAAUUCUCAGUGAGCCCUACCUUCAUGCACACGAUUGAUUAUGUAUGCAUGUGUAAUGUGCUCCUCCCCU
This is a messenger RNA of Plasmodium cynomolgi strain B, 798 nucleotides long. RefSeq lists its product as hypothetical. The record is from RefSeq and is a predicted model, not a curated record. The transcript is spliced from 6 exons. The coding region runs from base 193 to 615 and encodes 140 amino acids. NCBI's taxonomy places the organism in Eukaryota, Apicomplexa, Aconoidasida, Haemosporida, Plasmodiidae.